AUGUCCUCCCCACCACCCUCAGACUCGGGAUCCGACAUAUUCAAAGCGGACGACGACGAAUUCCCCGAACCAACACCCGAAACCAACAUCCGCGACUGCGGCUAUCUGAAAUGGGGCUUCGUCAUCUACCGCACAACCUACUCCCCCGAGUCAACCUCGAAAUGGGACCAGUUCAAGGCCCUCGUCCUCUCCAACCUCCGCAAACGCAUCGCCGACUCCCCCGCCCCGGAGAUCCUCCAAAACAUGGACUUCAUCUUCGUCGACGACCCCUCCCUGGACAACGUCUCCAUCGCCGACCUGCAGCACCGUUUCCGCACCUGGGUCGAGUCCGAGGGCAUGCUCCCCUUCAAGCCCAGCCAGAGCGACCCGCAGGAAAUGGUCUACGUGCCCCGCGGCGCCAGGUACGAGUUCUUCCUCAUGAUCGACGAGCUCGCCCUGGCUUCCCCUUGCGUCAAGCUCGUGCGUGGCUUUCCCGAGCCCGAGAACCCGGACGAGGUCGGGCGCGAGCACGCCAAGGUCUGGCACAUUGCUGUCGGAACCGAGCUGUACGAUGAGCUGGGCGAUCCGAAUGCCCCUUACACCGGCCGCUAUUACAGGUCUUUGCCUAGCCACCUGGUCGCCCAGGGCUAUUAG
This is a messenger RNA of Colletotrichum siamense, 633 nucleotides long. RefSeq lists its product as uncharacterized. The record is from RefSeq and is a predicted model, not a curated record. The transcript has a single exon. NCBI's taxonomy places the organism in Eukaryota, Fungi, Ascomycota, Sordariomycetes, Glomerellales, Glomerellaceae. The coding region runs from base 1 to 633 and encodes 210 amino acids.